GAGAGCAUCUGCCCGAGCCGAUCCCUAACCCCAAGUCCCCUCCUGACGAGGGCUGUGAGUCAAGUCCACGACCGCGAAGCCACCCCCACGUACGCUACUCGCGCCCCGACGAGCCCGCGCCACUUUCCGCUUGCCGAACCCGACCGCCAAAAAAAUGAUCCCCCGGCCCGGGGAGCGUGCCCCUCGCCUCAGACCCCGGAUCUGAGAUCCGUUCGUCUACCCAUGAGUCAUUUUUUCCGGCUUUUCCUGCCGUCGAAACUUGGUUUCCGCUCCCCAGCCUGCUAACCUUCGCCCCCGCCGAACCGCCGACCGUUCCCAGGUGAUCCAGUCCCCCCCGGUACACAGUUUUGCCUCUGAUAUGUAAAAGAAAAGUGUUCCCAGGGCGCCAGUUUUACGCCCGUCUUCUUAGGUGAUUUUUUUCCUUUUAGAAAAGCAGAUAAUAAAGGAACUUCUAUCGGCGAAAACCAGGAAUGGCCCGUCGGAGCUAGGAGGGCUUUGGUCCACUCGUCGCCAAACCAGCCAAACGGAUGAUUUUAAGUAGAUUUGACUGAUUUCAAGUCAAGAAUAUCACCCAAAACACUGGCAAUAUGAGGAGAUGAACAUGGAUCUUAUUUGAGGUAGUAAAACUUGAAAGCUGGCUGUACUCAACCGAUUGCAGUUGGAAGGAUUAUGAUGGGCGGGUUGAUGUUAGCAGAGGUAUGGCUCGUGACAUCGAUCCUUGUCGUCCUUUCAGCAGGCAAGUCGCUUUUGCGCCACGCUCGCCACCAACUGGAUCCUCCCGCAUCCAACAUGGACUUCGAUCACCUCCCUCUCAGAGCCUCGCCUGAGACUGACCAACUCCGCAACCCAAGACAUGGGUUUGGAUUUCGAGACGGGAUCAGCGACGAAGGGCUCAAUUUUCGACACUCGGAACACGAAGGAGAGAGGAGCAAGUACAAAGGAGCUGAGGCGGAGGAAGAGAUGAUGGCGGACGAAGGGGACAAUGAUCCGCUCGUGGUUCAGACGACGAAAGGCAAAGUUCGAGGCACCACGCUCACCGCAGCAACAGGCAAACAGGUCGAUGCCUGGCUCGGCAUACCUUACGCACAAAAACCAAUCGGGGCACUGCGGUUCCGGCACCCGCGGCCGAUCGACAAGUGGGAGGGGAUCCUGAACGCGACCAAGAUGCCCAACUCGUGCACGCAGAUCGUGGAUACGGUCUUCGGCGACUUCGCCGGCUCGGCCAUGUGGAACCCGAACACGCCCAUGUCCGAGGACUGCCUCUACAUCAACGUCAUCACCCCGAAGCCCCGGCCCCGCAACGCCGCCGUCAUGGUCUGGAUCUUCGGCGGCGGCUUCUACACCGGGACGGCCACCCUCGACAUCUACGACUACAAGAUCCUCGCCUCCGAGGAGAACGUCAUCCUCGUCUCCAUGCAGUACCGCAUCACCUGCCUCGGCUUCCUCUACUUCGACACCCAGGACGUCCCCGGCAACGCGGGGCUCUUCGACCAGUUGAUGGCCCUCCAGUGGAUCAGGAACAAUAUCCACGCCUUCGGCGGGAACCCGCACAAUAUCACGCUCUUCGGCGAGUCGGCUGGGGCGGUGUCCGUCUCCAUGCACCUCCUCUCGCCGCUGAGUAGGAACUUGUUCAGCCAGGCGAUCAUGGAGUCCGGGUCGGCGACGGCGCCUUGGGCCAUCAUCUCCCGCCAGGAGUCCAUCAUCCGCGGUCUCCGCCUCGCCGAGGCUGUCGGCUGCCCUCACACGCGCGCGCAGAUCCCUGAGGCUAUCGAGUGCCUCCGAAAGGUCAACGCGAGCGUGCUCGUGGAGAACGAGAGCGGGACCCUAGGGAUCUGCGACUUCCCGUUCGUGCCGGUCGUGGACGGCUCCUUCCUGGACGAGAUGCCGUCCAAGUCCCUGGCGACGAAGAACUUCAAGAAGACCAACAUCCUCAUGGGGAGCAACACGGAGGAGGGGAACUACUGGAUCAUGUACUACCUGACGGACCUCUUCCGGAAGGAGGAGAACAUCCACGUCUCCCGCGACCAGUUCAUCCAGGCGGUGUCCGAGCUCAACCCGUACAACUUCAUCGUGCGGCGCGCCAUCAUCUUCGAGUACACGGACUGGCUGAACCCGGACGACCCGGUGAAGAACCGCGACGCGCUGGACAAGAUCGUCGGCGACUUCCACUUCACGUGCAACGUCAACGAGUUCGCGUACCGGUACGCGGAGACGGGCAACACCGUGUACAUGUACUACUUCAAGCACAGGUCCACGAGCAGUCCGUGGCCCACCUGGUCGGGCGCCCUCCACGGCGACGAGAUCAACUACAUCUUCGGCGAGCCGCUCAACCCGACCAAGAAGUACCAGCCGGCCGAGGUGGAGCUCGCCAAGCGGAUGAUGCGCUACUGGGCCAACUUCGCCAAAACUGGUAACCCAAGUUUAUCAUCAGACGGAAGUUGGGCAUCCGUGUACUGGCCUCAACACACAACGUACGGUCGGGAGUUCUUAACGUUAGACAUAAACUCCACUGCCAUCGGCCAAGGCCCUCGUUUGCGGCAGUGCGCCUUUUGGAAAAAAUACCUGCCCCAGCUCAUCUCCACCACUAGUUACCUUGUCCCUGCCAACUCAAGCAACUGCACCAGUGCAGCGCCAAGUUCUCUCCUUCAACAUGGGUUCAAUAAAUUAUCCAGUCAUUCGUCACCGUUCAUCCUCCUCCUCGCUGUCUUUCAGUUUCUGCUGCUGCUUCUGUCGAACAGUGCCAUUUUGUAAACAACGCAACCUUUUCCUCUGCAACGGCUUCAUGUAAUCUGGAAGGAAUUUCUCAUUAUCGAAAUCAAGUUUUGCCCUGACUCUUGUUUCUUCCCCAGCUGAAAAGCGGAAAAUAGUUCCUUCGAAUAGAAUAAUCUACUGUGCUUUAUGAAUAUGUUUUCAAUGACUUGAUUUUCGCACUAUUCCUCGAUUACUUUGUCCCCAUGAUGAAACCCAGCAUCCAUUGAGAUCGGAUUUCUCGACACUAGUCAAAUUUGUGUUAUUAUUUGAACUGAUUUAGGUACUUAUUUUUUUAUAUUUAUAGGGUAGAUUUAAAAUAGAAGGGGCAGAUUAUUGUCUCUUUUUACUACUUGUUUUACAAACACAUUUUUUUUAUAAAUAUGUGACUAUUCCUCUCUUUUUUUGUGAAGAAAAAGAAGUUCCACAGGUUAUUUGACAGUCUUGAAUUCUACAUUCCUGAAUUUUGUGUUCGUUUUCUUUGUUAUCUAUACUUAUCUACUCAUCGCUCAGUUUCGCAUUCGCUUUUCAUCCAUUGAACUUAUUUCAUUUUGUUCUAUCAAGUUUUGUUGUAUGAACUCUUGAUAAGAGGAGUCGAGAAUGGUCUCACGAAUGUCAAUCCUUCUUGCUUGUGUCUUUCCUGUUGAGUUGGUUACUUUUUAAGCUUUGAGAAUUUGAUAAGAAAAUGACCUAAGACAGAAAGUCAAAGCAACUUGUGAUUAAUUUCACUCAUGUGUAGUUUCCGUAUCUGAAAUUUAUGAUGAUAUGACGUCUAAAUGGUUACGGGGUCAUUUUGAAUAUAGUUUAGUAAUGCGACUAUCGGCGUAAGUGUUGGCUUGAAGUACAACUCGGUCGUGUUUCAUGGUAAUAUCUUGCACAAAAUCAAAAAUUUUGAUAUAAAAUAUGAUACCUAUCAAUCCAAACAUAGUGUCACGUCAAUCAUUUCUGGAAACCUCGCUUUAUGGGGGACAAAAACAAUGACUGGAUGACCUAAUUCUUGAUGUACGUCCAAAUCGGGAUUAUUCUACCCUGUUCUCAUCGGUCUGUGAUGAACAUCGAUGACAAAAAUAAGGAAAUGCGUAUCUCUUUUGCAACUUUCAGAGAUCUGUUACCUUCUUGUUUUUUCCGAAAAGAAACAAUCCGGAGAACCUCCUUUUGAAUUUUUUUCGGAAAUGUUUGUUUGAUUAAAGACGACUCACAGUAAAUUUUGCGAAAAAUGCUUUGUUGGUUUUCUUUAAGGCUGGGCGAAGAUUUAUAUCCCCCAAUCGGAGGCUUACGCAUUUUUUUAAUAUAGCCAUCGAUAUGAGAGCUGCACUCCCGUUUUUUGCGAAUCUUCAGCACUAUGUAGAAAAUUUUGAUUGUCUAUAUCGAUCGAUAAUUUCUGCAUUUUAGGAUAUUUCCUAAUAAAUUCCAAGCACCAUGUCACGCUGUAGAACAUCAGGCAUUUGCACCAAAAAAACCGUCAUACUACUUUACAACGUAUGUAUCAAUAACGAGACCUAAAUUCGGUGCAGUGGCGUGGCGUGCUUUGCGUUCUAUCGAUUGAUCUGCCAUUUGAGUCUAUAAAAAAGGAUCGAUAAACAGGGUUGAUGAACGAAAACCUUAAUAAUCGAUUCUUUACCAUAGAUUCAAAAGGGAAAAUAUCGAUGAUCAAGUGCACGUUCAUGAAUGAUGACGUCUUCCAUUCUCCUCUUCUAAGACGAUAAUCCUCGCUAAAAUUAAAUGUAAAAACAAUACUUUCGUGCGGCGAGUUUAUCAUUAUUUGCUUCUCCUUUCUCAGAUAUAACAAUCAGAACACGAUCGUUCGACACGUACACUAACGUUUGGUCUUUUUAUAAUUUGAAGGUAGUUAGGUAAAUAAAAAUGCAGCGAAUCAAGGAAGUGGCAUGUUUUAUUCGGUGUCAUCCUGACACUGUAUUCCUGAAUGCAAAAAUGAUGGAAACCAUCUGUUUAGCGUUCAUUCGAAACAUUCAUUACUGCGGGGACACUUUUUAUCGAUCGUACAAUUCAUUUUUAGGCUGUUACGAUUCUUUGAAGUCGGUAUGACUGGUUUCUCUCCAUUCAAAACCACAUCCAUUCAAAGAAGCGAAACAUUUCGUUGCCACUUUGCGAGAAUCGCCCUUGAAAGUUGGCAACUAUAUUUUCCCUCCAUUUAAAUGUAAGUAAAACAAUCGAUUCUUGGUGGGACAGCUUUUCUCGCCUAUAAUCGAUACUUUUAAUAGAUUUAAAUAGAGGAAAAACACCGUUGCCAACUUGCAAAAUCGCCACCGUACUGCACUCGGUUAUGAGGGGAAUUUUGUCUGAUAGUUAUUAUUCAUGCUCAGAAUAGUUUUUAAUUUCUUCCAAUGUACGAAAAAGCCAACUACUCGCACAAUACUCAUUGAAUAGUAAAUCAGGAGGAAAUCGCACAAUUUUAAGUAAAGUGUACAGAGGAAAUUUUCUAUUUUACGUUAAAAAUUAAACAUGCAUUAGACAUUAAACAGUAUCCGAGUAGAGGACAAAAUAAUAUUAUGUAUUUAAUGUUCAGAGGAAGCGUGGAAAAUUUGAUAUGCUGGUGUGGUUAACAGCGAUUGUAAACAACUGAGGCCCUUGAGCAACUGAAUGGCGUGGCGUGAAUUGCGAUACAUCGAUGUACCUGUCAUUUAAACCUGUGGAAAAGGAUCGAUAAAAAGGGUGUUUGCAACGAACAUCUUAAUAAUCGAUCUUUUACCAUAGCUUCAAAUGGAGAAAUAACGAUAAUCGAUCUUUCACGUCUCGCCACUGACUGAAUAUCUCUCAAUCACGCCCAAUUUUGAGGGGGUAUUUGAUCAGUUAAACCUCACCUUCCUGCAUACCAAAUUGAAAAGUUGCCAAGAUGUAUUCAUGUAGAUCGUAUUCGAUAGUGGUUCGAUGUAUCGUUUGGUUCCAAACAGUAGAACAUAACCUCAAACAAAAAUUAUAAGAUCUCAUUUGGAAAUGCUGAAAAUAAGAAAAUUCCUAACAAUUUCACUUUUCAUUGCCAUUUGGGACCAGAAAGAAGCUAUGUUUACUUGCUGAACCAAUCGAUAUCGAUACAAUCUCACCUGUUUGAUGUACCAAAUACAAUGUAUAGGUCAGUCAUUCCCAGAACCAAAAUUAGAAUCUUCUGCGCAUGACGUCACUGCGCUGGCGCGAAAGCUAGAGAGCUGGGAAUCAAUGCUUUUCUCAUGAGAGAAGGCUAAUUUUCAUUGAUGAAUCAUUUAAAUAUCUUUCUUUUAAACCUUUUAAAGCUUUUUGAGAGUCGAAAAGAACGUCCAGACAUUAGCUUUCAGGGUUUUGAUUCGGCCGAAUUUACGUUUUUAUAAUUUUUAAUGAUUUUUGAAGUUAGCGCUGUACGAGCCAUUUUGUGGUAUGAAUCUGGCCUGUAAAAAUGGCUGAUGCAGAGUCAACUGUAAAAAUGAAAAAAAUAACAAAUUCGGCAAAAUCGAAACCCUGAAUGCUAAUGUCUAAACGUUCCUUUCGACACUCAAAAAGUUUCAAAGGAUUUAAAAGUAAGCAAUUCAAAUGAUUCGUUAAUACAAAUCAGUAUUCUCCAAUGAGAAAGGCAUUGUUUCCAACAUUCCUGGUUUUUACGGCAGCUAUACUAGUGGCGUGGCGUGAAUUGCGAUAUAUCGAUUGUAAUGCCAUUUAAACUUAUGGUAAAGAAUCGAUUAUUAGGGUGUUCGCUGCGAACACUGUGUUUAUCGAUCCUUUUCCAUAGGUUUAAAUGGCAUAAAAAUCAAUAUAUCGCAAUUCAUGCCACGCCACUGAGCUAUACCUACUGACGUCACGAUCCAAUGGACAAGGACAACCCCGAGCGCAAUGACAGACCUAUAUGUAUAGAUCUUGAGAUUUGCAUCAAUGAAGAUGACCCGCUCUUGCAGGAAACCAACACUGUACGACUGUAGCCAUAAUUUUUGGGUCGGACUCGUGAUUUUGUCCACAGACAUUUUAAUUUUCCAUGACCUAGGACGGUCCCCUUAUGGAUGUCACGUGCUUCGGGAAAAUUCUGUUUUUGAUUUUCAUCUUUUGUACAGUUUUGAUGUUACCCUUCGUUGUAAGAAAGUAAGAAUUUCUGUUAUUGGUGGUUAUUCAUACUUGUGUCUGAUUAGUUAUUUGUUUGUACAGUAUUAUAGAUAAAUUUUUCUCGCCAACUCUAAAAAUUUCCUAGGGAAUGUUCAUUAGAUGCUGCUCUCUAUGCCUCACUUGUAUUUAAUCAGAACAAUGCGGUCUGUUUCCUUGUAUUUACUAAGCUAAACACCUGAUCAUGCUUCAUUGAAUUAGGUUAGAUAGAUUUCAAAAUUAUUUCUGGUUCUUUUCCUUUUUUCUAUUAUGUUUUGUCAAUCAGCUCAAAAGAUAAACUACAAACUUACAAUAGGUUUUUCAUGCGGUGGCUCUAGAAUAUUAAAUGUUUGUAACGCAUUUAAUUCAAAUCGUUUGGAUUUAUUUUCUCAGUAAUUUUAUCUGGAUUCACUUUUGGUUCAUCUAUCCGUCUCUGAUUUCACCCUGAUUUGAAAGCAGAUAAAUAUACCAGAUUUAAUUCAUCGUCCACCUCACCAUGCAAAUAAUUGAAUUCUUCGACUAUUCAUCGAUUAUGACGAUUCUUCGAUCUUACCUCAUCUAAGAGAGGAAAAAAUCAAAUGGACCUUAAAAUAAAGUGCGGCCCUCCUAUUAACUUGGAAGCCUUAUAUUAUCAAUUUAACAUUUUUUAAAGCUCUCAUAUUCUUCCGUACAUAAGUCUAGAUGGCCCUCUGUGCGCAUGCAUCAGUUACAUUCAGGAACCUACAAUCCUGAUCGGUACCAUCAUCAUCUUUCACCUUAAAUUCUCAAAGAAAUUCAUCCAUAAUUGAUAAUGCUUGCAUGAUUGUAUCCAAAAAUCAUUAUAAUUUUCAUUCCGUGCCUAUAGCGUUAAUAUAAAACGUAUUGAUACCUACGUACGGAUAAGUCAGAAUUUUGAUAAUCAUGGAAAAAUUCCCCGUUUAAUGCAGGAAUAUGGCAUGAGCAUGCAGUCUGGAGAGUGGUCUGAAGAAAAUUGCCGCUACAUUUCAAACUUUAAUUUAGCUCAAAGGGCUCUUUUUCUGAAAGCGAAGUAACAAUCUAUUUAGUGUUAGUUCAAUUGACCUGCAUGUAAUUAUGAGCAGGUACUUGAUUUAUCAUAGGUAGCCUACUUUCGAGAUGGAUAAAGCCAAAAAGUGUGAUCAUAUGAUUUUGGAACUAAAUACUGCGAAGUAUUACUAAGUCUCACAUAGACUCCCUACUCAACAGAGAUUUGUGAUUUUUGCUAGUUAUUAGCCGUAGAGUUAGUCUUAUCGUAACAUAAAUAUUUGAGCUGAACCAAAUUUCCGUAAUGUUAAGUAUAAUAAAAUGGACCCGCAUAAUCCGCAGAAGUGCUUGGCAAAGCAAGCACAGUCUUGAUGUUCUAUCCCUAUUUACUUUUCUCUUAUUCUUCUUCUUAUUAUAUAGUUGUGUUGAUACUUAAAAAAAACGUCUAGGUAAAUUUUGUUAUCGUUCGUAGUUUUGAUCAUAGAUGGGCUGUGCUAGAUUAUAUUGUUCAGAGUUUCUUGGGCAUGGACGAAGAACUCAAUCCAUGGGAGUAGGUCUGUAGACUUCAGAUCCAGACAAUGCUAUUCAUUUAUGCAUACUGUAUAGUUUGACAGUGUUUUGCGGAGGAAGUUGAAACAUUUCACGUCGUGACUUGUGAGGGGUUGGUGAGAGUGCACCUGAGUUGAUAAUUAUCAGUGGCGAGGCGUGAAUGAUCGAUUAUCGAUUUGUCCCCAUUUGAAGCUGUGGUGAAGAAUCGAUUAUUAAGGUAUUCGUUGCGAACAUUCUGUUAUCGAUCCUUCUCCAUAAAUUGAAACGGCAGAUCAAUCGAUGUAUCGCAAAGCACGCCACGCCACUGAUAACUAUUUCCGCAUUAUUCACAUAGCGUGAGCUUUGAAGGAACAUCCCUUGGUCACCUGCUUCUUGGAGGCCUCAAACUGAACUAGUAAUGUAAUCGCACCUGAACUUAUAAAAAAGUGUAUCUCUUUAAAUUCCCCUGUUCCCUGGAAAUUUCUCUUUUCAAACUUCGAAUUUCACGCAUUUCUCCCCCAUUUUUUACCGAAUAUUUGAGAUUAAUGUUCCGUAAAUUCAUACCAUUCAACCACAGAUUUUUUCCUUUCCUAGCAGCAAUGGUGUACAUUUUAAGGAGAGAUUUUGUAUGAUUAAUAAAAAAUACCAUCAAAUGAGCGAUGAAGAGAGAAAGUCUAUAUCAACUUUUCAAAAAUUAAAAAUACAUCAAUAAAAUUGGAAAAAUGUAGCAUUUCUCGGGGGCUUCAGCAAGAGAAUUCUUAAUAAAACAUGGUUGUCAACAGAAAUUGAAAAUACUGAUCACUUUUUUACGAUUUUUACUAAUGAAAAAUAUCUCACCUUCAUCCGAAGGAAUGAUCUAUUUUUGUGUGAAAUCUAUUUUUCAAAUGUCUGCUAAUAAGGCAAACAAGGGACAGUUUCCUUGCGUUAUUUCACAUGUCUCCAGUAUUUUACUGUUUAAAAAAAAAAAAAAAAAAAAAAAAAAAAAAAAAAAAAAACUUGCAUUUAAAUUAAAAUCUGGCAAAAAAUUCAUCGACAAGUCGGGCGGGUUAAUAUAGAUUCCAACUGCCCGAUAAUCAAUUUUUCAGGGGGUUUCAUUUUUUGUUCUCGGGAACCAUUCAGGUGCGACAGUAAAAAUCAGUACUAGUUUACCUUAUCGGCACAAUAGAAUCAGGUUAAGGAGUAAGAAAAACACAACAACUCCCUCAGUUAUAGUAUCGCGUGCGAAAAACCCCGAACCAAGUUCAUUAUAAAUAUUGGAUGCAACUUUUCGAACUCCACGGAUAUCCGCGUUGCAUACGCCCGGAAAUGAAGGCGUUUUGACACUCUGUGGAUUUCACGCUUUAUCCGCGGUGGUGAGGCAGUAUUUAUUAAGAAGAUCGCAGAUGGCGGAGAGCCUUCCAUUCUUCGUUUAGAUACUAAAAAGACGAAAGUGCGAAAAGCUACGAUACAAAUCAUGCUCGCCUAAGAUAUGUAUUUGUAGUAUAUGAAUGAAGAAUUGAAAACGAUCUAUUUAUUUCGAUCUGUCCCUACUGCCGUAAUUCAACUUGCGAGCCGUUGUAAGAUCAUGCGCCGUAGUAAAAUUACAUGUGGUUAAACUAUCAUGUAUGCAUCACAUCUGUUUAAGCAUACGCUCUGUAUCUGACCAAGACCUCCCUCCUUUUCAUUUAUCGUUUUUCGUUUUCUUUAUACUUAGGGUACAGUGGCGCGGCGUGCUUUGCGCUAUAUCGAUUGCUAUGCCAUUUAAACCUAUGGAAAACGAUCGAUAAACAGGGUGUUCGCAGCGAACACCUUAAUAAUCGAUAUUUUACCAUAGGUUUAAACGGCAUAACAAUCGAUAUAUCGCAAUUAACGCCACGCCACUGUUAGGGUAAUGUGUAGUUUGCCAACGAUCCACGUUUUUAAUACGGAACUUUCCUCCACGUUGAGGCUGAUAAAUUCUGUCCAAAAACGUUGUGCCAGUUUUUGCGGUCAAAUAACUCGGGAUCAACAGCAUCAAUGCCAACCUCAGUAGCGAGGCGUGAUUGAUCGACUAUCGAUAUUUUCCCAUUUGAAGCUACGGUACAGAAUCGAUUAUUAAUGUGUUCGUUGCGAACACCCUGUUUAUCGAUCCUUUUCCAUAGGUUAAAAUGGCCGAUCAGUCGAUAUAUCGCCAAGCACUCCACGCCACUGGCCAACUUGGUACUCAAAUGCGGAAGACUCCGAACGUAGUUACGUAUUUUGAAUUUUCCUAGGCCUCGACAUAACCAACUCGCUUUUGAGCGGAGGUGCAAAGGCGAGUAUAAAAAGAACGGAACUUUUGGAAAAUGCUACCAAGAGAUAAAUUGAAAGAUAUAACGGGAUUUCAAUUGAGAAAUAAUUUCGUAAUUAGUGUAUCGGGAUCAUUUUGUCGUGACGGAGUUGGCAUUGUCAGUCUUAUUUGACCGCGGAAAAUCGCUUGUCAAUUCCAUUAAAAAUUAGCCAGAAUAGCUUCAUCUCUUGUUCUUAACUCUCUCAAACCUUUCGCAUAGAAGAAGAUAGUAACGUAAGAACUGAAAGUAAUCGUUUUCUAUAAAAUAAAGUAUCAUAUUCAGUCUCGAAUACUUUGGCUUGAUUAGGCACCUACCCAUGUUCAUCAUUGUCCAGUCCAUAACAAAUUACCCAGUGGCGUGGCAUGCUUUACGAUGUAUCGAUUGAUCUGUCAUUUAAGCCAAUGGUAAAGGAUCGAUAAACAGGGUGUUCGCAACAAACACUUUAAUAAUCAAUUAUUUACCAUAGCUUCGAAUGGGGAGAUAUCGAUAAUUGCUCAUACACGCCUCGCCGCUGGACUUAUCCCUGGAGAAGCAUCAUGAAGUUCCUCCCAGAAUUUUCUACAAUCUUGCUCAAAUAACUGACUCCAAAGAUACUUAUCCUGGAAACCAAAUUUUUAUUGAUAUUUGGAAAUUUGAGGUGUCCUCUGUUUGUGUUUUAAAAGAGUAAGUAUCCCUAAGAUAAUUUGAUUUAUUUGUCUUCCCUAAAUUUAUCAGAAGUCUCCUAACUAAAUUUUUUAUCAUUCAGCCAAAUUUCACUUCACAAAAUAUAUCGUGUCCAGCCAAAAUGAUGUGUGACUCAAAUGAUUUUUUUAGAGAAUAUCCAUUCCACCUACUGUUAGUAAGAAUACGUGUUUUUUAUGAAUAAAUAAUUCCUUGAACGCAAAGGAAAAAAGGAAUAAAACUUGAUAAUCCUUUAAUCGGAAUGCUUAGAAUUUUGACGUAACCCAAGUCCAGUAGCAAAGCUAAAAAAUGGAUACAUCCGAAAGUUAGUAUAAAUGAAGAUAAAAAAUUCGGCUGAUUGCCAUUUCUUUUUUCAGUUCUUUCGUAAAAAAAAGUAUCAUCCCUCCCCUCGUAUCGUGGAUUCCUUCUUCUAUUAAUUUCCCUCAGAUAAAAUUCGGUUGUACAUGGCAAAAUAAUUCUUAUUUUUUUUUCAGUUCAUGAAAACCUUAUUCGCAAUUUAAAAUCAAUUUAGGCCCCCAAGUUAUCCUCCAAGUCGAUAUAACAAAAAUUUACAAAACGCUUUAAUUCUACUUAGUAGAUGAACCGUAAUUAUAAAUCAAGUAAAUGUGAAAGCAGGACACCAUUCAUAUGAUAAUUAAAAAUAGGACUAAUCUAGUAAAAAAGUUAAGUGCGUUUCCAAAAUUCAUUGGAAUUAUUUCACGCUGCACGUUGCAGAUGAGAGGAGUAUACAUUAAAGAAUGUCUAGUCUCCUUCACGCUUCUUUUUUGAUUUUUCUCUGAUAUAUAAAUAAUAAAAUAGGAAUAGCAACUUUUAAGAGUAAGCCUACAGAAGUGAACCAAAA
This is a messenger RNA of Bemisia tabaci, 12126 nucleotides long. RefSeq names its product acetylcholinesterase. The record is from RefSeq and is a predicted model, not a curated record. Gene Ontology annotation, biological process: choline metabolic process; acetylcholine catabolic process. Gene Ontology annotation, molecular function: acetylcholinesterase activity. Gene Ontology annotation, cellular component: plasma membrane. NCBI's taxonomy places the organism in Eukaryota, Metazoa, Arthropoda, Insecta, Hemiptera, Aleyrodidae.